This is a messenger RNA of Owenia fusiformis, 766 nucleotides long. The record is from the annotation of a GenBank genome assembly. Lineage: Eukaryota; Metazoa; Annelida; Polychaeta; Sabellida; Oweniidae.
AAUAAAAUCGCAGAAAAUCUUAAACCCGUAACACUUUGUACCGUAAAGCAGUGUGUUCCUAUUGUCGUUAAAAAUGUCUGGAUCUCGAAUGCUUCGAUUGUUUGUGGGUAAUUUACCAUGGACUGUGGGCCAAAGACAAUUGGUAGAGUAUUUCAACAAAUUUGGGGUUGUGGCAAACACUAAAGUUAUGUUUAACAAAGAGACUGGCUUCAGCCGUGGGUAUGGCUUUGUGGAAUACAGAAAUAUGGAAUCUUUAGAGUCUUGCAUGACACAACCUGGACAUGAGCUGGAAGGCCGCAAGUUGGAAGUGUUGUCAGUUACAGAACAACAGGGACAGAGGAGAAACAGAGGGUUCCAACAAAAUCAGGAUCAAUAUGAUUUAUGACAUGAUAAAACAUUAGGACAAUUCAAUUUUCAACAAUUUAAUGUAAAUUAUGUACAGUGUCUUAGCCAGAGGCAAUAGUUGCCAAAAUACAUACUUUUAACCUACGAUCAAAAUGUAUGUUGUCCUUUUUGAAUUUCUUAAAACGCAAUGUGGAUGCCAACAUAAAAAAACAUGAUAUGAGACUGAGGCUUCUAAUGGAUCUCUAUUUAAAGCAAACCAAAAUUUCAGAAGGCCCUCAGUAAUCAACCUAUAUAAUGGUUACCUCCAUUUACUGCAAAGCUUGUCAGCCAGAGUAUGUAAUAAUCCAGUGAAAAUUGCCCCACUUUAACAAUUAGAAUGUCCCUUGCAGAAAUUCUUGAUAAAAUACGAAGAUGCUCAAGC